Messenger RNA from Gamsiella multidivaricata, 1136 nucleotides. Its product is annotated as GDP-keto-6-deoxymannnose 3,5-epimerase/4-reductase. Lineage: Eukaryota; Fungi; Mortierellomycota; Mortierellomycetes; Mortierellales; Mortierellaceae. Bases 96 to 1064 code for a protein of 322 amino acids. Gene Ontology annotation, molecular function: GDP-L-fucose synthase activity. The record is from RefSeq and is a predicted model, not a curated record. Gene Ontology annotation, biological process: nucleotide-sugar biosynthetic process. The transcript is spliced from 5 exons.
CGGCCCUAUAUAUAGUCCCACCUUAUCCUCUGCUCUUUUUCUCAUCCCUUCAUCAUCUUCAACCCAUCCCUUUUCUUCACAUAGCACACAUCAUCAUGUCUCCCACGAAGUCUGUUAUCAUGGUCACUGGCGGCUCUGGCCUCGUCGGUAAGGCCAUCCAGUGGGUCGUCGAGAACGACGACAAGUACGGCAGGCGCGAGGGUGAGGAGUGGGUCUUCCUCAACUCCAAGGACGGAAACCUGGUUGAUCCUGCUCAGACCAAGGCUGUUUUCGAGAAGUACCGCCCUACCCAUAUCAUCCACCUUGCCGCCAAAGUCGGAGGGCUCUUUGGCAACAUGGCUGCCAACCUUGACUACUUCCGCGACAACUUGUUGAUCAACGACAACAUUUUGCACAACGCCAAGGAGUUUGGCGUCCAGAAGGUCGUUUCCUGCUUAUCCACCUGCAUCUUCCCCGACAAGACCACAUACCCCAUUGAUGAGACCAUGGUUCACUUGGGACCUCCUCACGACUCCAACUAUGGUUACUCUCACUCCAAGCGCAUGGUCGAUGUCAUGAACCGCGCAUACAAUGAUCAGUACGGCUGCAACUUCACCUCGGUCAUCCCCACCAACGUCUUUGGACCCCACGACAACUUCCACUUGGUCAACUCUCACGUCAUCCCCGGUCUGAUCCACAAGUGUUACUUGGCCCAGGAGAAUGGCACUCCCUUCAUCAUGGCUGGUACCGGUCGUCCUCUUCGCCAGUUCAUCUACUCUCGUGAUUUGGCCAAGCUGUUCAUCUGGACCCUUCGCGAAUACAAGGAGAUUACCCCUCUCAUUCUUUCUGUCCCUGAGGAAGAGGAGGUUUCGAUCAAGCAGGUCGGUGACUCGAUCGUCAAGGCUAUGGGUUACACUGGUGACUACCGCUUCGAUACCACCAAGGCCGAUGGUCAGUACAAGAAGACCGCAUCGAACAAGAAGUUGAUGAGCCUCAACCCCGACUUCCAGUUCACGCCCUUCGACGUUGCCCUCAACGAGACCGUUGAGUGGUUCAAGGAGAACGUCGACACCAUCCGCAAGUAAAUCUAGAAAGUCAUUUCGUCAUUAAAAAGAAAAAAAAAGAAACGGAAUCCUCUCUAUUUCCCAAUCAUUAAU